Micropterus dolomieu (smallmouth bass) is the source of this 4879-nucleotide messenger RNA. RefSeq names its product coiled-coil domain-containing protein 73-like. The record is from RefSeq and is a predicted model, not a curated record. Lineage: Eukaryota; Metazoa; Chordata; Actinopteri; Centrarchiformes; Centrarchidae. Bases 235 to 3843 code for a protein of 1202 amino acids. The transcript is spliced from 20 exons.
UAAAGCUUUGGCUAACUUCAGUUAAUUCCUAUAGGAAACUGGAUUGAUUGUAAUUGAGAAGCCUCACACUAACUUAUACCACAUGUAUUUGUAACGUUAGGCUAAGUUAAUGUGGAGUUCAUUAGCUAAAACUGCUAAUUGGUUUAAGAACAUUUAACAUUAAGUUAAAGCUGGACAAAAGACAUUAAGGCAGCAGAGCCCCAGUGGGACCUUGGCCUGCCCUGAAACAACUUGAUGGAUCCCAGUGCUGACUCCGGGACACCCCCCACCCACACCACUGUUGGAGGACCUGUGUUGGGGCAUGAGUUGUCUAUGUCCAGCGCUCGCUGUCAAACAGAAAGUGGAGGCAACAUCUUACUGCAGUUGUUGGAAUUUAAAACCCAUCUACUUGAGGCUGUAGAGGAGCUGCACAUUCGGAGGGAUGCAGAGACACGCUUUGAGGAUCAGAUCAGUAAACUGGUGUUGGAGAAACAGGAGCUGGAGUGGGAGAAGGAAUCCCUACAAUAUCAAAGUGAAACAGUGGCAAACCAGCACACAGAGUCUCUCAUCAAUGUUAAGAAGCAGUUUCAGGCCAAAAUCAGAAAAAUUGAGGAGGAGAAGGGGAAAUACCAGGCCAGUGCUGAGCUAAAAGACAAAGAGAUUAACAACUUGAAAGAAGAGCUGAAGUCGCUACAGUUGCUGAAGUACAACUUGGAGAAGAAAUCCGGUGAGCUGGAACAGAAACUAGCGUUGCAGAGCAGGUCAAAGGACAGCCACUUGAACCAGCUGGGGGAGGUUGAGAAACGUUUCAGUGCUCUGUCAUGGCAGUGCGCCAUUGUCAAGCAGGCUCACGAGAAACUAGAGCAAAAUGUUAAUGAGGCCAUGAAAAUAAAUGACAAACUGACUUCUGCAAAUGGAAGACAAGAAGCAACCAUUGUGUCACUAAAGAAGGAGCUGGAGGAGGUCAGUACAAAGCUGAUCAAGACCAAGAUGGCAUCAGCUAGGCAUGACAAGACCCAUAGUCCUACAGGAGGAGAGCAGCGUAUACAGCACCUGAAACUGAAACUGAACAUGGAAACUGAAAUUAACAAGAAACUGGUUGAGGAAAAUGUUGCUGUACGAGCAGAAAAGCAGGAGGUGAUGAGAUCUCUGCAACACACCCAGCAGCUGAUGUUGAGUCAGACACAGGCAGUAAGCAGAGUAGAGCUGGAGCUGCAGACACAAAGAGAGCAGUACCAGGGCCUUAAGCAGGAACACAGGGUGAAAAGCAAGGCAAUGGAAGACAAGGUGGGCCAACUGAUGGAGAGCUACGCUGCUUCCAAGACCAGCUGGGACAAAGAGAAAGCAGUGUAUCUGGACCGCAUCAAGAGUGAGCAGCAGGACCUUCAAGCGGUGAAAGAGGCUUACUACGAACUUCAUCAGAAAUACACUGAACUGUCCUCACAGGCCAAAGUGCAGGCUCAGCAUGUAUAUGAAUUGGAGAUGAGACACAGCAGUCAGAGCCUCAGUGUUUCUACCCACAUCUUGCCCACUUUUGGAGAUGAAGCUCUUAAUGAACCCAUCUCCAGCUCUGAGCUUCCUAGCUUUAGCAGUGUGCAGCACAUGGCCUCUACUCAGACCAAAAACCCAGACAGUCUGGAGGACGCGGGAGCUGUGACUACACUAGUUGCCACAGGAUCAGCUAGAGGACAAGAUACCCCAGACUACCAUCAACAAUCUCAAUUUGAACAGUCCCUAAACCUUAUAAACUUUUUUAGCUGCCCACUUACCAAAAACAACCAUUACAGCCUCUCCAGUCUUUGUGGAUCAACAGGCAGUGACACCAGCGCAUACAUGAACAACACUAACACCAGGGAGAGUGAUCCUGAUGUAGUUCAGAAUUCAGAAUUCAUUCAUACUACUUCCUCUGUGUCUUGUGCUGGUCUGCAGAUUAGCAAAGGUAGCUGUGUGAGCGACGCACCAACUGUAUUGAACCACAGGUAUAUUGAUGGAUCUGCAGACUUACGGAGCAAAGAAAUGGGUGACGAAGGGAAUGGAGGAAUGAGUGAGAAAGAACAGGGAUUGAAAGAUGAUGUGAAGGAGGGAGGAAGGGCUGGAGAAGAGAGAGGAACGCUCAUGGCCCAAACAGCAGAUAGAGCAGACACACAAGAGGAUAGCCAGCGGUCAAGAGAGGAUGCAGGGGACACCACACAGCCUGAAACAGAAACAAAAUUUCUUGCUGGGGGAGAAGGGACAGAUGGAGCGGAGGAGAGGGGAAAGACAGGGUUACACGUGCCAGAAUCACCAGAAACCCAGAUACCGGCCCAGACGACUACCGAGAAGAGCGACGCGCAGAAGGUCAUUGACUUCAUGGACACUGAGCCACCGCUGGCUGCCUGUGAGCCCUCAGACUGCUCACAAAGGCACUCUCAGAAAGUCAGUGAGAAGGAAGCUGACUGCAAGGAAGCUGACUGCAGUCAUGUGAACAAAGGAUAUGACAUCAGGAGAGAAGUACAAACCCUCUGUUCUGGUGAGCACCAAAGUGUCCGCCAAGGGCCAAGCUCUGUCAUUCAAGCAGUGCAACGCCUCUGUCAUGAUGAGGCCCAAACCGUUGCUGAGUCACUCACUCAGCUGCCCAGUCCAAUACAUCAAGUGUUCGACAAAACCACAGAAGAGAAGCCAUCCGACAAAUUAGCAGCCAAUAUCCCCACUGAUGUUUCUGAACCUCUCAAUCAGUCAAGUAUUUGUGGCCCACAGACCAAUACUGCACCAGCAGCUGCUCAGUCAGAUGGUAUUGUCAAUACCCAAGAGUUAGAGACAACGACAACACAAACACAACCUAGUAAUCGUUCUGACACUACCAGCGACAUGAAGCAAACAGAUGAAAUGUGUAAUACACACACUUUUCAUCUGUCUGAAUGUGAAUUGGUGAGAACAGUGGUUGAACCACAAGCACUACCCCACAGUCAGGAGGUCUCAGAGCAGGAGACUGGAGAGCUGGAGUCUCUGGUAACUGAUAAUGAGGAGGGGGAUUCUAGUGCACUUAUGAAGAGGGAAAGUCAAUCAAAUGCAGACACACGUGAAAACGAUGCCUCUGGGACUACCCAGAAACCUAUGGAAAGAUCUAAUUUGAAGGAUGCCGGUGUUGAUAUCGUCGUGGACCUUGAAUCUGAAGGUGAGAGUGGCACCUGCCAGGAGCACAUGAAAAGUGACGAAACAGAAGAAGCCGGAGAUGCAAAGACUACUAAAUGUGAAGCCGACGUGAACCUGUCUGCCCAUCCAAGUCAUAAGAAUGCUGCAUCACCAGAGGCGGGCACCUCAAAAUGCUGUGAGCAGUCUCCAGCGAAAGAAGUGUUCCUUGAUGAGACUAAUGAGUCGCCUCUGCCCAGCAAUAAGACUUACAGGUCGUCAUUCGACUGGGGCAGUGCUCAGAGAAAAACUGUAAGCUCCAGAUCGAAGUCAGGUGUCUCCGUCUUGCGUCAGUUUGUUCAGGGAUCCCCAAUGUCUGAGCAAAAUAUAAGUGAUCCUGGUGGACUCCUUGGACAUCCUCCCAGCACAAUACCCAUGUUCCUCAAAAGCAAGCACAGCAAAGUCCCCUUGGUGAUUACCAGGGCGUCGGAUCUGCUGAAUGCCUUCAGCGUCUCUGGGACUGCAGCUUCCUCGAGGAGACACCAGCAGGGAGAGUGGAAGGCUCUUGGGGAGACCUGUAGAGAAACAGCAACAGCAGACAUGAUACUGCGUAAGAGCCUGGCAAGUUGGCGUGGCUCAGAGCUGGUUGGAUUAGGUUUGAGUUUUUUCUUUCCUUGCUUUCUUUUAGUUGCUUGUUCAUGUGGUUUAGGGCGCAGCAAUAAGUUUCCUUUUACACCAGCCUUUUACACCACCUGAAGAAAAGGGUUGGCUGAAGGCAAAAAGACUUUGAUGUCUGUUUAUAUCUCCUAUUUAUAACCUUUGUUUUUCCAGUGGACUAUCUUUAUCAGACCAGAGUCAAUUCUGGUUUUGUAUGUUUAUAUGAAGUCGGUUUAGUAUUUUUUUUCCAUCCCAAUAUCUGCACUUCCUCUGAACAUGACCUCUGAAAAGGCCAAAUAGUACCUACAGACGUUUCACCAAAGUUUAAGGCUGGAGUAAAUAUUCUGAUGUAGACUGAUAUACACGGUAUACGGUACAAAAACUGAGGUCUCCGCAGGCUACAUUCUUGUUUUAAUUGAUGGAGGAGAUGAUGAUGACCAACACGGGGCUGUAGUUAACAAAAUACUUUACAAGAGACUGAUGAAUCACCAGUUCUUUUCAGGCUGUUUUAGCAUCAGACAAUUUCAAGUGUCUGUUGAGUUAAAUCAAAGACAUCUCAAGUGGGACAAAUGUUUGGAUCUAUUUUCAGAUGUCUCCGGCUUCAGAUUGUGUCGGUGGAUUUGGCUGGAUAUUAGGGAGAGAGCUGUGAUUUGUUGCUCCAGUAUUCAAGUAUUAAAAUAUAUAUACAUACUGAUUUAGAAGUUCUUCCUUCAGUUGUCCGCUCAGAGACAGAGAUAGUAUCUUUGAAGAAUUGUCUGCAACAGCCAGAACAUAACUUCGCACAGGCUGCUAAAGCUGAUAGCAAGCCAACAUCUACGUGUGUGUGUGUGCGUGUGUUUGUGUGUGUUUGACUGUCUCUAUAUAUUUCUCCCUCUCCCUCUGUCCUCUCUUUCACAUCUGCCUUGACAAAAACAUCUGUAAAGCCUGUUCAUUUGUUCUUGGAAAUCAGCAUAUCCAUAAGAAGAAGGGAAGUUUUUCUCAUGCACAUUGAAACUAAGAUGUUGCUGUCUUUUGUGGGAGGAUAAUGAUUAUUGCAUUACAAUGGCUAAGACCAUAUUCAUAAGAAAAUUAGUUACCUGCCACCUGACGGGGAGGGGGGAAGGCAUCAUUUACAAAUAAAAAUAACACAAACUGG